AUGCUGUCUGUCACUUCUCCUGUGACCAUCAGUACCCCCGUCUCCAGCCCUCAUCGUCGCAGCAGGUCUGAUGACCCGUCAGAUCUAGGUCGGUCGGGACAGUCAAUCACUCUGGCAAACCCUCAGCUUGUCUUCGAGACACCUUCUUCUGGCUCGACCCGCUCAGUGCGUGAAGAGGUUCUUUCUACGACGGACGCUCCCUCAGUCUACUACACAGCAAGCUGGGGCUCACCGUACACUCGACCUACCCAAGAUCCUAGCGCUCUCAGCGCUGAAGGCACUCCGAUUGCAUCGCAACGACACACUACGAGCGAGAGCCCCUCUCCAAGCAUCUCUUUCGGUCUCGAACACCUCGUUCCAUCCAGAGUUGCAGUUCAAGGACGUGAUUUUAGCCCUUCUUUCGGUCUCGACCAUUUGUUGCCUUCUCGCGUACCUAUUCAGCAUCACAUACCAAGUCCAGUCACGACAGAGCGAUUGGCCCUUCAAGAAAAUCCAACACAGGCAGUCGCACAGAGACCGUCCCGUCAUACUAUCACUCGUCGUUUGACGGAAGAUUGGGUUCAACAAUACACCACUGGCAAGUGGCGCUCAGAGAGAGGCAAUUGGUUGAGUGACGAGUCUGGUGGUAGUAACUCAGGCUCUGACGAGGAAGAGGAGUUCAAGACACCUAUUCCUUUCACUUGGUUCUCUGGCCGCCAUCGUCGCAAGAACACGUCUGCGAGUCCCCUAUUCGGGAGGCAGCAACGACCAGUAUCGCACGAUUCUUUUCGAAGAGGUCACAAAUCUAGAGAGAGUAAUUUGACCUUGAAGCAGGAAGACUUUUGGCAGUUCACACGUCAACUGAACGAGCCCGACAUGUCGCUAUUUACAUCCAGAUGGGCUUCGUCUCCCCAGAAGGAGAAGCCUCUCCCACCACCACCUGCACCACCAGGAGAUGUCAGAUCUGCUAGAAACAGCCCUCAAAAGAAUGACCGACUGCCACCACUACCUUCUCCUCCAAACUCGGACAUGCAGCAAUCCACACCACCACCACGACCCAGAACUAAAUUGGCGUGGAGAGGAAAGGCUUGUUGGAUCGCCCUGCCAUCAGUGGCUCCUGAAGCUUGCGGCGGCAACAAACCGCUGAGCGCAAGCGAAGCGCAAUCACGUCUAAAACAUUUUGAAGAGGAGGGCUACAAUGUGAACGGAUUUGAUCUUGAGCCAUGGGCCUACCAUGAUUCGAUUGUGUCACAGAGUAGCGCACAAUAUCCUGACAAUUCGGAAGAUAUCAUCAAGCGUCAGCAGAAAGACUUCAAAGUUUUCGUACCGAAUCCGCAGACUUGGAAGUCGUAUGUCGAUGAUUUGAUGGAGCAGAAGCUGCGUGCCUUGGGUGUGAGUCUGGGAGAUGAUCUUGCUCCUGCUCAGCCUCCACCCAUGUCUCGUCAAUCUUCUGGCCAUUACCAGUCUGUUUCGCCCAAUAUGAUGCAUGCAGCCAUGGCCGGAGGAUCGCAUCGCUCCACGCCUUCCCUAGCCCACUUCCCCACGCCCGGACAUUCCUACUCAGCAUCUGUCGCUUCACCUCUGUCCAUGCCUGGUGAUCCCAGAAGCCAUGCGCAUAGACAUUCUGUAUUCGGUAUGCCGGGAAUGCCUUUCGGGUUCCCCAAUCAGCAAAAUCAGCACAAUGGAUUGCCUGCUUUCUCUCCUUCAACGGCAAAUUUCAACAUGAAUGCGCUCCCCAGGGGAGGUUCGCCUGCACUGGAGAGGCUCAAGAGCGAAGGACCACCAGCCAAAUCUCCUAUCUCUCCAUACGGCAUGCCUUCUCCAUUUGCUCGAAGCCCCCAGCCUGGCGACUGGCCUGGACAGGCUCACCUCAGACACCAAUCAGUAUUUUCGAGCUUCUCUCCUCAACCUCAGGCUCAGAGAAGCAUUACACCUACACUCACUCCUGGAUCGGCAAUGCGCCCGAUCCCAUCAUUGGCCGAAGUUCCUGAAGAUGAAGAGGAGCCAAUGCAGGACUACUUUGCUGGUGCCACACCAAGACGUCAAACGCGAAAGGAGGUUGAACUCGCUCACCCCAGUCCACGACACAACCGAAACAUUAGUGAUGCUCUCGAAAGAGAGAUUCAAGGAUCCGACUACCACCUGGAAAAGUCUUUCGAGCGCCAGCUCCAAGACGAAGAGGAUGAAGCCAACAACAGUUUCGUCAGUCAAACUUCCAGUAAUGGUGCGUACAUGCCUCCAGGCAAACGUGCAUCUCUUGGACAUGGCGUGAAUGGCUUCGGCGGUCGUAAGGAGUCCCCUGGUUACAGCAACGCUCCGGCAAAGCCGGAAGCCAAGGACAGCAUCUCGAAUGCUGGAAUGGCUGGUGCUCUGCAGAACAAAACUACCAACAAGGUCAAGGGACAUGCAUCAAGGCUUAGUGUGGCUGCGCCCGAAUUCAAGUUCCAACCAGGCCCUGCCUUCCAACCGACCCUGCCUAGUCUUCCAGGACUGUCAAACUUUGGCCCUCCUAUCCAGAGUAGCAUUGGAAAUCCGUCUGCUGGUAACAUGGAUCUGUCAUCUGCUGCUUUCCAACCUUCGGGGUUGGGCGUCAUGCCCUCAUCAGACUUCAACUUCGCUUCAUCAUUCCCAUUCAAUCCUGUUGCUGCCGUCCAGCAACCCAUUGCUUAUCAAGCUCCUAUUCAAUCUGCUGUUCCUAGCAUUUUUGGUGAUGUAGCGAUACCAGAGGCGACUAAGCCAGUGAGAAAAUCCAAGGCUGUAGCUAUUACUCAGCCGAAAUCCUCACCCGUAAAGGAAGAGCCCGAGGCUGAGGAUGAAGAUGGUCGUGCCGUGCAAAGCGAGGACAGGCAAAAGAGAGCUCGUGUUGGUCAGAGUGAUGGUGAUGAUGUGCCUCUAUUCGCCGAGCGCCCGGCAUCUCCUGCUCAUCCGAACACUCAGGAAACGUCAAGUGUUGGACACGAGCAAGAUUCGAUCGCUUCGGAGCCUCAACAAGUCAACAGUCUUGAUAAAAAGGUCGAGGGCGAUGAGGUCAAGCCAGCCAUUAGCAAUGGGCACGCUGCUAAAACAUCAGCCAACAUUGCAUCCGCGCAAGAUUUCGAGACUUUGGCCAAGCUUCCUACCGUGCAGAAUGAACAAGGUCACAAGAAGAAUUCGAGUUCUCUAUCAGCACUUGCAAAGCCUUUCGAGUUCAAGCCUCAAGGAUCGAUAUCAAGCAACCAGCCAACCGAAUCGCUUCUUCGCAGCCCCGACCCGAACAAGACCAAGCCUGACUUCAGCCCUUCGCGCGUCUUCUCGCGUACAUCUGAAAAGACACAAGUGUCGGUGGAAGACCUCGAUUACGCUCCUUCGCCCGAGCCACAAAAACAUGCGCCUUACCCCACCGAUGACAAUGAAGCAGCUCGCUUCCCAGAGCCUACCUUCGACGAAAUCGAUGCUGUUAUGCAGCAACUCAAUGACGACGAUGAGUAUGAUCAGGUGCAACAAGAGUUUGCUUCAGAGGUUGUCAGCCCCAAUGCAAGUGUUAUACACCACAGUCCUAGUCGGGGUGGUAGGGACCGCUCGAUCUCUCCUCAGCCAACACUGUCAAGACAACAGGUCAAGCUACGCCCCGCUCACAUCAAUCGUCUCAAUCGCAGCGAGGAUGUUCCUCUAAGCGAAUGGUCUGAUGACCUCUCCAUUGACGAGGUCAGCAAGCUGCGCACACGCAGCAACUUCUUCGACGAUAGAGUUGAUCAGAUUGUCGGCGGUGUUAUUGAACAUCGCUUGGCACCUCUCGAAAAGAGCUUGCAGAUGAUCCACCGCGCUGUAAGCACUAUCAUGACUCGCGAGCCACGACCAAUGACAAAUCGUCCUUUGCCUGUCGAUUACAGCGAUGCUGACGAUGAGGAUGAAACUAUCGACGAACGACAACCUUUCCGCUCAGUGUCUCGUGCACAAGAGAGGAAAGCGAGUCAAAUCAAGGCUGCUGUGCUUGAAGCUUUGGCUUCACAGAAGGCAAACGGCUCUCAACUCUCAUCCGCUACCGAGAUUCAUAACGCGAUUAUGGACAUGAACACGACCAUUGCCCGCAUUGCAUCAUCUAACCUCGACAUUGACGAUGUCAAGCAUGUCGUUGACGAGUCACUGCAUCGCAUGGGCCAGACUCUGGUUCCCACUGCACCAAUUGAGAACCCAGAAAUGUCCCAGAGGCACAGACGGGAGGUUUCUGAGCUUAACAAUAGACUGAACAAGACACUUGCCGAUGCACUGGAAGAGGCCAACCAGCGUCGCACGAUUGAGGAACGCGAGGCUGACACUCGCCGACUGCUUCGCCUCGCUGAAGAAGAACUCUCUCUUCUCCGCAAGACUGUGGGCGAUAAGGAACAGCGUAUCCAUUCCUUGGAGAACCAGCGCGAAGAGCUUGAGAUUCGUGUCGAUGCUGCCGAAGUUACCCACGCGCAUGAUCGAAAGCAGCUAUCAGAUUUGGAGGCAGAAAACUCAGCACUCGAGUCUACUCUGGAAGAAUACCGUCUGUCUAGUACCAAGUGGAGAAAUGAAGUAGAUGAAGUCACUAGCGAGAAUGAGGUUCUCAAAAGCGGUGCUCUUGAACUCAAGGUCCAGCUUGAAGAAUCCCAGGAAACCAUCAAGAUGGCUCGUCAACAACUUGAAGAUACGAUCAUUGAGAACGCAGCGCUCAAGGCUAGCUCAGCUGAGCUGUUGUCUCAACUGGAGGAAUCUCAAGCCUUUGGUAAACAAGCACGCCAAGCAGCUGAUGAUGCAGCUAUAGAAGCCACUGCGAUCAAGGCCAGUGCUGCAGAACUGAUGGUCCAACUGGAGGAAUCUCACGCUUCCAUUAAACAAGUCCAACAAACUGCUGACGAUGCAACCGUAGAGAGCACGGCAUUGAAGGCUAGUGUCACGAGCUUGAUUACCGAACUCGAGGAUUCUCGUCUGUCUGCAAAGAAGUGGAAGCAAGAAGCUGAAGUCGCUGCCCGUGAUAACGCUAAUCUUCAGGAAAGCAUGUCUGACUUGAAGAACCAAAUCGCGGAUGGCCUCAACAUUCGUGAAAACAUGCGUAGCAAGCUUGACAAGAUCCACCAUGGCAUGAUUUCUGCAGCAGAGCAACUAGCCAACGAGAAGGCAACAUGGCAAAACCGCAACGAGGAACUGCAGAAGAGAUACGUUGUCUUGCAAGCUCGUCUAGAAGGCGAAGUCAGCAUCAGACGUAGUAUGGAGGAAGAGGUACACAGCUUGCGUGCCCAAGCACACGAGGCUGUUACCACCAAAAUCCAGCUUGAACAGCUGCAAAGAUCCACCACUUUGCAUGAGGAGACAGUAAGAACACUCAGAGAGAACCUUACAUCAGAGCAAACCUUGAGCGCUCGCCUGCAGCGUGAUUUGCAUGAGUCGAGAGAAUCUGGAAGGGCCGAGGUACAACGUACCCAAAUGAUCAUGCAAUCUAGCAUCGAAGCUGCCGAGAGCCAGGCCAACAUAAUCCGUGCUAGCUUGGAGCAUGAGAUUAUGCUCGCCAAGAAUGAAAUUGACAAUAUCAAGAUGGUCUCGGACGCUGCUCGCGAAAGGCACGAACGUUCACUGGAGCAAGAGGCCGACCUUAGACGCGAUGCUCUUCGCAAGGUCAACGAGACCAGCAGCGCUGCUCUGAACGAUCUGCGCGAAAAGCACGCAGAGGAGAUCAGCUACCUCAAGUCACAGUACGAAAGAAGUGUCGCCAAUGCCUAUGAGGACAAGCAACGUUCCGCAGUGCACUUCAAUGACAGACUGGAGCUGUCGAACGACCAGGUUUUGCACUUGCGUGACAAGGUCGCUCAUUUGGAGGAACGCUUGAAUGUUGCAAAAUCUGCAGCACAGGCAGCUGCUUCCGCUGCCCAAGCUGCGAAGUCUACUCCAGCAGCCACGCCCGCAGCCACAACUGUAUCGCGUGAAGAACCCGAGAAGAUCUCGCCUCAAGCACUUCGCGAGUCUAUUCUAGUCUUGCAAGAGCAGCUUCAGGAACGUGAGACUCGUAUCGAGCGUCUGCAAACCCAGCUUGCAAACGUCGACACUGCAGCACCUGCAAGACUCAAGGAGAAAGAGGUCGAGAUUUCCUGGUUGCGCGAGCUUCUGUCUGUUCGCAACGAAGACCUCAACCAGCUCGUUGACACUUUGUCCAAGUCAGAGUACGACAGAGAUGCAGUCAGGGACUUUGCUAUACGCAUCCGUGCCAACCUGCAGAUGGAACAACAAGAGAAAGAGCGACUCAUCAAUGCAGGUCCCUCGCUGACGGGUCAAGCUCUGGCCAAUCUGACCAAUUUCGCUUCCCCCAAGGCAGUGUCUCUUGCCGCAGCAUUUGGUAACUGGCGUAAGAGUAGAGAGACAGCACGUCCUGCAUCUGCUCCCAAAGCUCCGGCUUCAAGAGCCACUGCUAGAUCGUCUGCUGCUGCCGCACGAUUGGCUAACGGCCGCACGCAAACGCCUUCUAAACCAGCACUGCUACCAUCCCCAUCUGUCCUGUCCGGUCUUAUGACCCCUCCCGCAACAAACUUCCGUCGCACUCCUAGUCCAGCCGAAGGGCCUAAUGGAUCACAGCGCUCAAGCCUCAGUUUCUCUAAUAAUCCGCAGCAAGCCAACAACGAGGCCAAGAUGAGCUACUUCGACACAAAGCCUACUGAGGUGGGCGAAGAGAGCCCCAUGGUCUUCAGACGUCAAAGCUAUGAUGAGGAUGCACAGCUUGGCGAUGUCGAUACAGGAAUCGGAGCCGAUGACGAGGAAGAGCAGACAACCGUCAACAUGGACAACGAAGCCCAGAGUCCCCGUGAUCAAACACCCGAGGAGCUGGUUGGCAGAAGUCUGGCCAGCGAGUUAGAGGCAAUGUGA
This is a messenger RNA of Aureobasidium musti, 6831 nucleotides long. The record is from the annotation of a GenBank genome assembly. Lineage: Eukaryota; Fungi; Ascomycota; Dothideomycetes; Dothideales; Saccotheciaceae.